CACCAGGAGAAGAGCUGGAUUUGCUGGUGCGCUACCUUGGUAAAGAUUCAGCUAAACAAGCCAAACAAAUGAGAGCUGUCAAUAUCAGAUGCCCUGAAGUUGGUUUAGCUAUGGCUUGGGACAGACUUGAAGAAAUAUAUGGCUCCCCAGAAGCUGUAGAGCAAGCUCUCUUUCAAAAGGUCGACAGCUUCCCUAAAAUCACACUUAAAGAGCCUUAUAAACUCCGUGAUCUUGCCGACCUAAUGUUAGAGCUAGAGACAGCUAAGUUGGAUGGUUACUUACCUGGCUUGUCCUACUUAGACACAUCAAGAGGGAUCCAAGCGAUAGUUGAAAAAUUGCCGUACAGUCUACAAGAAAGGUGGAUGAAUAUUGGUUCAAGGUACAAGCACGAUUAUGGCGUCAGCUUUCCCCCCUUUACUGUGUUUGUCAACUUCAUUCGCACUGAAGCCAGAACACGAACUGACCCUAGCUUCAGCGUUCACAGCCCUAACCAACCCAUAACACCAGAACGAAAACACAUGCACGAAAGGUUCCCCAAAGGGCCCAUAUCUGUUCACAAAACUCAAGUACAGGACAAGGCAGAUGCAGAAAAAUCCAAAUAUGCUGUGAAUCCAAAUAAACAGUGCCCAAUUCACAGCAAGCCUCAUCCUCUGAAAAGGUGCAGAGGGUUCAGAGAGAAACCCUUGGAAGAGCGCAAACAGAUCCUCAAAAAAUUAAACGUCUGCUUUCGCUGCUGCUCAUCUACUGACCAUUUAGCCAAGAACUGUGAAUCAGAAACCACGUGCACUGAGUGUGACAGCAAAAAUCACAUUUCUGCCCUCCACCCAGGUCCAGCACCAUGGGAGUCUAAAUCGCCCCCUUCCCCACAGCAAGGCGGGGAGAGUGACAAAGCAGACACCCAAGAAGUCACGUCUCGGUGUACUGAGGUGUGUGGGGAAGGAGUGAGCGCCAGAGAAUGUUCAAAAAUCACACUAGUGAAUGUAUACCCUGCUGGACACAGAGAGCAAACAAAGAAAAUGUAUGCAAUCUUGGACGAUCAGAGCAAUCGAUCGCUGGCACGUUCCCAGUUCUUUGAUGUUUUUCAGAUCCAAGGAGAGAGUCGCCCGUACAUGUUAAAGACGUGUGCCGGACUCACAGGAGUAUCAGGAAGAAGUGCUUCUGGCUUUAUAGUAGAGUCAGUGAAUGGAAAGGCAAGUCUUCCUCUGCCAACACUCCUCGAAUGUAACGACAUUCCAGAUAACCGCUCUGAGAUACCAACUCCAGAAGCUGCCCAACACCACGCCCAUCUACGACAGAUCGCUAACUUGAUCCCGCCAUUAGACCCAAAUGCCGACAUACUACUACUGCUGGGAAGAGACAUGCUUCGAGUCCACAAAGUCCGGGAGCAAAUAAACGGCCCAGACGACGCCCCAUUUGCUCAGAGACUCGACAUGGGUUGGGUCGUGGUAGGUGACGUCUGUCUCGAUGGAGUGCACAGACCCCCACACGUGAACAGCUAUAAGACUUUCAUACUGGAGAAUGGCCGUGCAAGCCAUUUUCAGCCAUGCAACAGUCAAAUAACUGUUAAAGAGACAUUCACCAAAGCUCCUGAGCGCAGUCACAGGCCCUCAAGCCUUCCUGUGUCAGGAUGUAAUGUGGACAGCAUUGGUCAGCAGGUUUUCACACGAACAGCGGAUGAUCACAGACUUGCACCAUCAGUUGAGGAUAUGCAGUUUCUCCAAAUAAUGGACUCAGAGUUCUAUCAGGGCAGUGACAAUAGCUGGGUUGGUCCUCUGCCUUUUCGAUCGCCACGACAACGGCUCCCGAACAACAGACAACUGGCCUACGAUCGCCUUAUGUCACUCCGGUGCACUCUUGAAAAACGACCUGAAAUGAAAACACACUUCUGGAGUUUAUGGAGAACAUGCUUACCAGAGGACAUGCUGAAGUGGCACCAGCUCUCAGUCAGAACCAGGAAUGCUGGUACUCCCUUUGUUUGGAGUUUACCAUCCAAAGAAACCGCCAAAAUUAGGGUCGUGUUCGACUCAAGCGCCCCAUAUGAAGGAGUCUCUCUCAACGACGUGUUGCUAACAGGCCCCGACCUCAACAACAGUCUUGUUGGGGUGCUCAUAAGAUUCAGAAAGGAGCAGGUGGCCAUAACGGCGGACAUUGAACAUAUGUUCCACUGUUUUGUUGUCAAAGAGAGCCACAGAGACUUUCUCCGCUUCUUGUGGUACAAAGAUAACGACAUGUCAUCUGAAGUUAUAGAGUAUCGCAUGCGAGUGCACAUUUUUGGGAACAGUCCCUCCCCCUCUGUUGCCAUAUAUGGGUUGAAGAAAGCAGCAGCGACUG
Haplochromis burtoni (Burton's mouthbrooder) is the source of this 2331-nucleotide messenger RNA. RefSeq lists its product as uncharacterized. Lineage: Eukaryota; Metazoa; Chordata; Actinopteri; Cichliformes; Cichlidae. The record is from RefSeq and is a predicted model, not a curated record.